This is a messenger RNA of Diatraea saccharalis (sugarcane borer), 3819 nucleotides long. Lineage: Eukaryota; Metazoa; Arthropoda; Insecta; Lepidoptera; Crambidae. The record is from the annotation of a GenBank genome assembly.
ACACGACACUCUCUAUGAAAAGAUUGUAAAAACUUAUCCUUAUUGUAGUGUAUUUUACGUAAUUUAAUCAAAAUGUUGGAUUUAUUUAGCAUAUUUAGUAAAGGAGGCAUAGUUCUAUGGUGUUUUCAGAGUACAAGUGAAAUAUUUUCGCCAUCUGUAAACGCUCUAAUUCGUAGUGUUAUCCUACAAGAGCGUACGGGAAAUAACACUUUUAAUUAUAAUGCUUUGACUCUUCAAUAUAAGCUAGACAAUGAAUUCGAGCUGGUUUUCGUCGUUGCUUAUCAGAAGAUUUUGCAAUUAUCCUAUGUGGACAAAUUUUUGAAUGAUGUUCAGCUGGAGUUCAGGGAUAAAUACAAAAAUGAUUUGCAAAACAACAGUCUUAUCAUGGAUUUUAAUUUUCGAUCAACAUUCGAUAGAGUUCUUAAAGAGUGUGAAGUAUGGGCUAAAUCUCAAGCAAAGCUACCUAAGCAAAUGAGAACUUUUGAAGAUUCUCAAAAAUCUAAAAAGACUGUUGCUUCUAUGAUAGAGCGUAGAGGUGAAGAAAAAAGUAAAAAAUCAGUGAAAAUAGUUGAAAAUAAAAAUAUUACUAAUGGCAAGGUAGAAGAAGCCGCUAAAAUUGAAGAUGAUGUGAUUGCUGCUAAUAGAGCUAAACUAGCUCAAAAGCUCGCUACAAAGACCAAAAAAGAUGUAAAGAAGUCUCCUAAAAGUCCUAAGAAUGAAGACCGGGUGAAGCAGCCGCGCGUGUGGGCGUUGGGGGGCGAUACCCGCGAUCUUCCUUCGCUGGACUUCAGCACCGAUAAACCUGAAGACGCUGAGGACAAUAUCAGUGCUGAUACAGAGUUGGUCGGCAAAAUGACUGGGGCCAUCCGUGACCUGGAGGUGGAAUCGGAAGAGAGCAGCAGUGAAGAGGAAGAGGAAGCCCGAGAACAACCCAGCCCCAAAAAAUCUGGAGGAAUGUUCAGCAUCAUUAAGGGUCUGGUGGGAUCGAAGGCUUUGACGGAGGACAGUAUGCGUCCGGUUCUGGACAAGUUGCGUGACCAUCUGAUCGGCAAGAACGUCGCCGCUGAUAUCGCCAACAAGCUCUGUGAAUCGGUCGCUGUCAAGUUGGAAGGAAAGGUUUUAGGGACUUUCGAUAGCGUCGCCAAAACAGUUAAAGCGACGCUUACGGAGUCUCUAGUUCAGAUCCUGUCGCCGAAACGUCGCGUGGAUAUAUUACGCGAUUGCUUACACGCGAGGGAACAAGGCCGCCCUUACGUGAUGGCUUUCUGUGGGGUGAACGGCGUCGGCAAAUCGACGAACCUGGCGAAGAUAUGUUUCUGGUUGAUCGAGAACGACCUGACCGUGCUGAUAGCCGCGUGCGACACGUUCCGCGCGGGCGCCGUGGAGCAGCUGCGCACGCACGCGCGCCGCCUCGCCGCGCUGCACCCGCCCCGCGCCCCCCACGCACCCGCCGCCGUGCAGCUCUACGAGAAGGGAUACGGCAAGGACGCGGCCGGUAUAGCUAUGGAGGCUAUUAAGUUCGCUGCCGACAAUCGCAUAGACGUCGUGUUGAUCGAUACCGCGGGCAGGAUGCAGGACAACGAGCCCCUCAUGAGGGCACUAGCUAAACUUAUCAAGGUGAACGAACCCGACCUGGUAUUGUUCGUGGGCGAAGCGUUGGUAGGUAACGAGGCGGUCGAUCAACUGGUUAAGUUUAACCAAGCGUUAGCGGACCACAGCGCCUCGUCCAACCCGCGCGCCAUCGACGGGAUAGUGCUCACCAAGUUCGAUACUAUCGACGAUAAAGUCGGCGCCGCGAUAUCGAUGACCUACAUCACUGGCCAGCCUAUAGUGUUCGUUGGCACCGGACAGACUUACACCGACCUGAAGGCUUUGAAUGCUAACGCCGUUGUUCACGCGCUGAUGAAGUGAUUUAAUUGUAAGAGAAAUUUUGCGUUAUGGCCGGUCCACACGUUAUUAAGUAGGUAAUUAAUAAUCUACUUAGAAUUUUUAAUUUCAUUUUCAUUGAUCAAGUACGUGUAAACUCACUAAUAAGUAAUAAUAAGUAAGAUGAAAUUUAAUUCAAAUCAAUCUAAUAAGUAUUUAAUUAAAUUUUAAUUUGCUACUUAUUACUUAUUUGUGUGUUUAAUCAUAGUUAAUCGCUUGAAAUUAAGUUAAAAUUCUACUUACUUAUCUACUUAAUUACGUGUAAACCAGCCAUUAGAGUUAUCCGUAAAAUAUGUCACAUGGUUUUUGUGAUUUUUUGACCGUCUUGUCACAAUUGGUCACGUUAAUUAUUGUACACUAGAGCAUUAAAAUAGCAGUUCGAAAAUUUGUUUAGUCAGCAUUCCGACAAUUGAAAUUUCGUGAUUUAACAUUGGUCAUUGAAAUGUGACGUCAUAAAAUUUAGUAUCCUUCCCACACAGACAGACUUUGCCCUUUCUUAACGUGUGACGUAAUUUUACGGACGGGUCCUUAUUUAGGUACAGACUACUGCACGUUAGGUUAUACAAAAAGUCUUAUGGCAUUUUGAACCUUAAUAUCUAGAUAAUAAACUACAGAAACUAAUGCGGUGACCUAUUGUAGAAACCUAAUAUGCUGUGUGUACAUCUAGAAAAGUUUUAUUUUAUUAAUAUACCGAAACAAAACUGCAUCUGACUUUAUACUCAAUAAUCGUUUGAGUACUACGUAAGUAGAAAUUUAGCUAAUCUUUAUAAAUAAAUUAAAUUAUAACUCAAUUAUCUACCUCCCUCAAAAUAGUAAGCAAAACUGCUUCCAACGUAAACAGUAAGUUCUAACUAAUAUGGCGCUUAUAGCUUGAGUAGCUCGGUGGCGUAGUGGAUAAGCGCUGCGGCCCGCGAUCGUCAUUGUUAAGCAAGGUUCGUUCACAGGAUGGGUGACCAAAUAUCUCGAGCUACUCCGUAUUUUGAAUGGCACGUUAGCGGUCCCGGCUGCAUUUUGCAGUCAUUAAUAUACUUCAAACCGCAUUGACUGACAAUUUAGCCUUCAACACAGGUACUUCGGUGAAACAUAUUAGUUGAAAGUUACUGCUUACUUCUUCGAAUUAAAAUCGAAAUUUCUAAUGAGACAUUGCUUUCGUUAUUCUGCCAUUGGUGUUUACGUAGUACUUGAAUGAUUUUUUUUUUAUCAGAAACACGUAAUUAUAUAUUUGUUACUGCAAUUUUGAUGCGAUGCUAUUCUUUAAUACCUGGAAACAUGAGCUUGUUAAAAAUGAUAGGCAACAUUACAAUGAAGUGUAAAAUAAACUUAUUUCCGUAAUUAGAAAUUAUAAAAUUAGUUGAAAAAUCGCAUUUUUUUGAUUUCAAUUUUUUUUAAAUCAUAUUUUAUUGAGAAAAUUAUGUUUAACUGGAUUAUCAAAAUGAAAAAAAAAACGGGAAUGGGUAAUUUAUGGAUUAACAUUUAAAGUAAAAAAAUAUUUGAUUUAGAAAUGACGCAAUAGUCUUGUAAUUCGAUUAUUUGUUUCUAAUAGAAUUCUAAACAUGAACACCAAUUAUAUUAGUAUAAAGAUUUAAAAUUGGUAAAAAUUAUAGUUCUGCAUAACUUUCUGUUAAGUCAAACACUUAUUAAAUAUCUAAUAUUGUUUUCAAAUAUUACCUAUCACAUAGUUAUGUUAUAAUUGUUAUUAAAUUAAUAUAUACCUAGUACAAUUUUAUUAAAGAAAUAUUGUUUUCUAAGGCUUUAUAAUUAGGUCAAUGGUUUUAAUGAUUACCUGUAAUAUUUUUAUUCCGUUAAAAUGAUUCCAUAAUUAUGUUUAAGACCUGUGAAGUGAUAUGUACCUACCAUCUUUAUUUUUGAUUUGAAUAAAUGUUUAUUUUUUUA